UGAGGGGGUGGUCUUGCAGUUAGUCAGUCAGUGGAUGUGAGAGGAGCAGAUUAGUUGCGCUUUUAUUGCGGAGCAGCUGCAACGGAAGAAAUAGGCACCAGAGAGACACCACUAACUGACCGUUUUCUCUUUCUUACCGGGUGAUGGAAAGAAAACCGGUGGAUGGAAUAUUAAACAUGGAUCGAGGGAGACUGCUGAAACUACUGGCUGAUUCUCUAACUUGUUGAUGCACCGUUAUUUACCAGUCCUUUGCUUUGAGGAUUUUCCCUGCUUGUUGGCGUAAAGUGAAGCGGGUGGAACAGAAGUAGUCUAUUUGUUCUCUUAUGGAGACAGAUUGUGUUUCAUUGAUUUAACUAUGCAUUGUGAAGAAUAAGUUAUGAUGCCCAUUCACCUAUCCAUUUCCAAGCCAUAGCACUGUGAUUGCCGACGCGGCAGGGUCGUUCAAAACACACCGGGUCGUUCCAACCGGUCAGCAUGGCUGCAGGAGUGGCGGCAUGGCUCCCCUUCGCCCGCGCGGCGGCUAUAGGAUGGAUGCCGGUGGCCACCGGUCCUAUGCCCAUUCCUCCCCGGGAAAAGAAGAAAUCCCAAGACCAGGGACUUAUCAUCCUCAACGUCAGCGGUCAGAAGUUCCAGACGUGGAGUAACACUUUGGAACGCUACCCGGACACUUUACUGGGGAGCACCGAGAAGGAUUUCUUUUUCCACGAGGAAACAAAAGAGUACUUUUUUGACCGUGACCCUGACAUUUUUAGACACAUUCUGAAUUUCUAUCGCACGGGAAAACUGCACUACCCACGCCAAGAGUGUAUUGCAGCUUAUGAUGAAGAGUUGUCGUUUUUUGGGAUCAUACCUGAGAUUAUUGGAGACUGUUGCUAUGAGGAGUACAAGGACCGGCGGCGCGAGAACCAGGAGAGGCUGCAAGAUGACGAGGAUGACGAGAAAGAAGAUAUAGCUCCGCUAAACAUGACCUUCCGGGAGUACAUGUGGCGGGCUUUUGAGAACCCCCACACGAGCACAACGGCCCUGGUCCUCUACUAUGUCACCGGGUUUUUCAUAGCCAUCUCAGUCAUGGCCAACGUGGUGGAGACGGUGCCCUGUGGAACCCUCCCCAACCGCGCCAAGGAGAUCUCGUGCGGGGACCGUUAUGCAGUGGCCUUCUUCUGCUUGGACACGGCCUGCGUCAUGAUCUUCACCAUCGAGUACCUCUUACGGUUAAUCGCGGCCCCCAGCCGGUACAAUUUUAUGAAGAGUGUGAUGAGCAUAAUCGACGUGGUCGCCAUCAUGCCUUACUACAUCGGCUUGGUCAUGACGGACAACGACCAAGUGAGCGGGGCUUUCGUCACCCUCAGGGUCUUCCGGGUUUUCAGGAUUUUCAAAUUCUCCCGCCACUCUGCGGGGCUGCGAAUUCUGGGCUACACACUGAAGAGCUGCGCCUCGGAGCUGGGAUUCCUCCUCUUCUCCCUCACCAUGGCCAUCAUUAUCUUCGCCACUGUGAUGUUCUACGCAGAGAAGGGGUCCGCUUCCACCAAGUUCACCAGCAUUCCCGCUGCUUUCUGGUACACCAUUGUCACCAUGACAACGCUGGGAUACGGUGACAUGGUACCCAAGACCAUCGUGGGGAAGGUGUUUGGUUCCAUCUGUUCUCUGAGCGGGGUGCUGGUCAUCGCCCUGCCUGUGCCCGUCAUCGUGUCCAACUUCAGCCGCAUCUACCACCAGAGCCAGCGGGCAGAGAAACGCCGAGCUCAAAAGGCGUCCAAGGAAGCAGGGCAGCUCCUGGUGGGAAAACCCAACAUUCCCUUUGAGAGCCAUCACCACCACCUGCUGCACUGCCUGGAGAAGACCACAAAUCAUGAGUUUAUUGACGAGCAGACUUUCGAGACCAACUGUAUGGAGGUAACCAUGGUGAACAAGUCUGGCUCUGGAACCUCGUCCCUGUCGUCGUCUCCCUACGGCCUGUCCUCCUGCUGUUUGAGACGUCACAGGAAGAAGAGCUUCAGUCUGCCCAACUCUAACAACCAGGAGCUAUCCACCAUCCAGAUCAGAGAGAGGCCUGUGACCAACAGUCGCUCCAGCCUGAACGCUAAACUAGACUCUGCCCUCUGUCUCUCUCUGUCCUCUCCCCUACAGUCGCUCCAGCCUGAACGCUAAACUAGACUCUGCCCUCUGUCUCUCUCUGUCCUCUCCCCUACAGUCGCUCCAGCCUGAACGCUAAACUAGACUCUGCCCUCUGUCUCUCUCUGUCCUCUCCCCUACAGUCGCUCCAGCCUGAACGCUAAACUAGACUCUGCCCUCUGUCUCUCUCUGUCCUCUCCCCUACAGUCGCUCCAGCCUGAACGCUAAACUAGACUCUGCCCUCUGUCUCUCUCUGUCCUCUCCCCUACAGUCGCUCCAGCCUGAACGCUAAACUAGACUCUGCCCUCUGUCUCUCUCUGUCCUCUCCCCUACAGUCGCUCCAGCCUGAACGCUAAACUAGACUCUGAGAUGAUGCCGUUGAAGGGUGAGCCCUACAUCACCACCUCCGUGGUCAACCUGCGUCCC
Messenger RNA from Coregonus clupeaformis (lake whitefish), 2538 nucleotides. Its product is annotated as potassium voltage-gated channel subfamily D member 2-like. The record is from RefSeq and is a predicted model, not a curated record. NCBI's taxonomy places the organism in Eukaryota, Metazoa, Chordata, Actinopteri, Salmoniformes, Salmonidae. Gene Ontology annotation, cellular component: voltage-gated potassium channel complex; membrane. The coding region runs from base 475 to 2148 and encodes 557 amino acids. Gene Ontology annotation, molecular function: protein binding; A-type (transient outward) potassium channel activity. The transcript has 6 exons. Gene Ontology annotation, biological process: potassium ion transmembrane transport; protein homooligomerization.